GCAGCUGUGCUGUGCUGAAAAUCCGCCACCAUUCCUUUCCUAUUUUGCAAAUAGUUCUCCGCAGUCAACGCCAAUCCCACCUUCAGAUCAAAGUGAAUAACAAUGUUUAACUGAAAAGAAAGGAUUUUGGUGGGUUAUUACUAUGAAGGCGCUUAUUUUGGUCGGAGGGUUUGGAACCCGAUUGAGGCCAUUGACCCUUAGCAUGCCAAAACCUCUGGUGGAUUUUGCUAACAAACCCAUGAUCUUGCAUCAGGUUGAAGCUCUCAAAGCCGUUGGAGUUACUGAAGUGGUUUUGGCCAUCAAUUACCAACCAGAGGUCAUGUUGAAUUUCUUGCAAGAAUUUGAGGAAAAACUUGAUUUGAAAAUCACCUGCUCACAAGAGACUGAACCACUUGGAACGGCAGGGCCUCUAGCUCUAGCUAGAGAUAAAUUGAUAGAUGGCUCUGGUGAGCCCUUUUUUGUCCUCAAUAGUGAUGUUAUAAGUGAGUAUCCUCUAAAAGAAAUGAUUGAGUUUCAUAAAGGCCAUGGGGGAGAAGCAUCCAUCAUGGUAACCAAGGUUGAUGAGCCAUCGAAAUAUGGUGUUGUGGUUAUGGAAGAAGCUACUGGUAAAGUUGAAAAGUUUGUUGAGAAACCACAAAGAUUUGUGGGUAACAAGAUCAAUGCUGGAAUCUAUUUGUUGAACCCAUCUGUUAUUGACCGAAUUGAACUGAGACCCACCUCGAUUGAGAAAGAGGUAUUCCCAAAGAUUGCAGCUGAGAAUAAGCUUUAUGCAAUGGUGCUACCUGGAUUUUGGAUGGACAUUGGACAACCAAAGGAUUAUAUUACAGGCUUGAGAUUGUACCUGGAUUCAUUGCGAAGGAAAUCAUCCCCAAAGUUGGCAGCUGGAUCUCAUAUUAUUGGAAAUGUUCUGGUGGAUGAGAGUGCUGUAAUUGGAGAUGGAUGUCUCAUUGGACCAGAUGUAGCCAUUGGCCCAGGAUGCAUUAUUGAGUCUGGGGUUAGAUUAUCACACUGUACAAUAAUGCGUGGAGUUCGAAUCAAGAAGCAUGCUUGCAUCUCCAAUAGCAUUAUUGGCUGGCAUUCAACAGUUGGUAGGUGGGCUCGGGUGGAAAACAUGACGAUCUUAGGAGAAGAUGUUCACCUUGUUGACGAAGUUUAUAGCAAUGGUGGUAUUGUCCUGCCUCACAAGGAGAUAAAGACUAGCAUUUUGAAGCCUGAUAUUUUCAUGUGAUCAUAAUGGUGAAAACCGGCAGGGCAUUUGUUGAGUAUGAUACUGCAAUUUGGCUUGCUACCUUCCUUUUUUUUUUCUUCCUCCUCAGCUGUUGUAUCAACCGCAUCUGGAAUAACAGUCAGUAGUAGACUGAACCAAAAAGUGUUUUUACCUGGUCAUGUUUUCUGUUGAUGGAAUGAUACAGUAGGCAAUCCUAGGAUAGAGAUAGUAUAUGAUUUGUUUCUGUUGGAUGCUAAUGUCCAAAGAUCAGGGUACAAAUUUUAAAGUGGAUUGCAUAGAUAAUAUAUACUGCAAGUGUAG
Messenger RNA from Rubroshorea leprosula, 1528 nucleotides. NCBI's taxonomy places the organism in Eukaryota, Viridiplantae, Streptophyta, Magnoliopsida, Malvales, Dipterocarpaceae. The record is from the annotation of a GenBank genome assembly.